Molecule: messenger RNA, 3160 nt
Organism: Serpula lacrymans var. lacrymans S7.9
Lineage: Eukaryota; Fungi; Basidiomycota; Agaricomycetes; Boletales; Serpulaceae
Exons: 10
Coding region: 56-2989 (977 amino acids)
Biological process (GO): nuclear division
Cellular component (GO): cytoplasm; nucleus
Molecular function (GO): mRNA binding
Source: RefSeq, a predicted model, not a curated record
AUCACACCGCUGACUUUUCAUCUUGUUUCUAUCCACUACCCUCUUCCCUUCCAAAAUGGAUGUUUACUCUACUUCCUUCACGCAUCCUCGCAGGAUGCGACACUACUCCUCUUUAAGCUUUGAUCUGCACGGAGGCGACUUUCGUUUUCCUCAGUCCGAAUCUUUGACAGCAAUGCAUAAAGAACAUCAAAUACAAGAAAAUCAUGUUAAUGCAGUUCCAGAUGCUUCUUCUGACAGUGAAUCUAUACACAAGCUGACCGUCAUGGCUAUGUCUGUCCAUGGUUGUCAUGCUUCAUCUUUCAUGGUAGAUCAAGGAAGGGGAUGGAAUUUUUAUAUCACUGGAUUAUAUCAACAAGUCAUGAUGGCUCGUGGUAUGAUUCUCAAAGAUUGUCCUCUUCACCAUCGCGCUGCAAUCAAGGUCCCGCGUUCAGAUAUACUUGAUUCUCCAUCUUCAAAACCUGUCCUGAAGCCUGACGUACGGCGGAGGCUUGACGAAAUUGCCUCGCAAACCAUGGCACACAUCGCAGUUGUUAAUAGUCCCCUCUCACUUUCAAACAAAGCGCCUCCAGAUGGUAUAAAUACUAGCUCAGGGUGGUCCGGCUUAGACACUGAACGCGUUUGUGAGCUUGUAGUCACGGGGCAAGGUGACGCCGUUGAGCUGGCUCGUGUCCGGCUACUGGUCAUGCUCGACGAGCUGAAUGGACUCCACGCAGAACUAUGCGAAAUCGAUCAUAAAUUACAUGCUAUUAUAGCUGGUCGAAAGCGUAGCAUACUUCAAUCAAUUCAAGAAGAAACGGCGACAAAUAUAUAUUUACCGUCUCCCUUACAAGGUCUAGUUGGCUCCGAAAACGAGAAACCUGGAGCCUCCGCUAGACACAUCAUCUGGGUUACCGGGGAAUUUUUUGGUGUCCAAAGGGCGCGGGACAUGUUACUCCAACUCUCAGCCAAUAAGAGCAAAUCCGUUGUAUCCAGAGACAGCGCUAUUUUACCCCGAAAAUUAGACUGGAUGAUCUUGGAGCACGCUGAGGAUCUGAAGUCUAUAAUGAGUGACAACGCGAGUCAUGUCGAACUUCCGCCCAUCGGUAGUUCAAACAGCCUAAUUACAGUUUAUGGUGAUCAAAGAGUGAAUGUUCAGCGAACUAUACGCUCGAUCAUGCAUUUAGCUUGCCAGUAUUAUGUUGCGUCUUUCUGGCUGUUGCCCAUUCAGUUCAAUGCGCUACUGCCACCAACAACGCUCAAUGCCUCGCAAGUCAACACCCUUCUCAAACAGAUAUCUAUCACAACUGGAGCAGAGAUUGUCUUCAAGAGCAUGUGUUUUGAGAUGCACGGUCUCGAGUAUGAAGUUCGUGCGGCUGUCACCAUGAUUCUUGAUCUUGAUGUUAUCAAGGCUUUUCAUCACGAAAUUCGAUUCCAAAUCGAACUCGCUAAUGAACAUCGGGAAUUCAUCAGCGGGAAGAAGAACGGUAAAAUUAAUAAGAUAAUGCAGGCUUCUAACGUCAAAAUCAAGUUCGAGACCUUUAAUGACCACAAUUUCCUCAUUGAUAUUGCAGGCAAUGACUCGUCUGUUUUGCAAGGAUUAUCCUUGCUCCAAGAAGAGCUUCCUGCAGAGAUUUCCUUUCACGUCCCGGAGGCCUAUCAUAAACGGAUAAUCGGAAUAGGGGGGCGUAACAUACAACGCAUUAUGAAGAAGUAUGGAGUCUACGUGAAAUUUUCGAAUGCCGAAGAGUUUGCCGCUCUGGGAGGCUAUCAUGAUAACGAAGAUAACGUGGUGGCAAGGACUCCAUCCAAAAACUCUACCAACUUGGACAACUUGAAGCAAUCUGUUAUGGAAAUCGUAAAUCCUAAGGAUAAGGAUUAUGUCAACGAAACGGUGUCAAUUCCACGCCGGUAUCAUCGAAUCUUAUUGGGCGAGAAGGCUAUUUUUAUUCAUGACAUCGAAUCGAAGACCAACUCUCGAGUCCGAUUCCCUGAUAAAGAGACUGCUUCUGACGUCGUAACUGUAUUUGGUCCUGAAAAUCAGGUUCAAAUAGCAGUUACUAUGUUACUGGAAUACGUACCUUUCGAAGCUGACCUCAGUGUACCUCCCAGCGCUGAUAUCCUCGCGCUGUGUGCAUCUGCUGAUUUCGCGGCCUUCGUGGAACGUGUUAAAAGUGAACUUCAAGUAUCUAUCACACCUACCCUCCAAAACAUUAUCAGUAACGGCGUAGGGUCUUCCGGUAGCGAAGCAUCCUCCGAUUGUACCUUCAAGUUCCGUUGUCAGCGAAGUAAUACCGACUUUCUCACAGCGGCGCGGGAGAUGUUGGAGCAGUUUUUGCUGAACAAUAAGAUUCAUGUCUAUCCGUCAUCGACUGCUCCUAGCCAUAAAGGAGGAGAUUCUUUUGCAGAGGCUUUUCCUCACUUUGACAGCAAGGUUCUUUCCACAGCUAGGAGACACGAAUCUGUUGAGCUAUCGAAACCUGAGGGAUUUCGCGAACGCCGUCUCCGACUUGCCAGUUCAUCGCCUGAUGUAAAGGCACUGUUUAACUCCCCUCCGUAUAUCUUCGACGUCGAAGAUCAUGAAGAGACACAAGCAAGUUAUGUGCACAAUAGUGGCCUAGAUUAUUGGAACAAACAGUUGUCUCCAAUUGGAUCGGGAAUCCCUGCACGUGCAAGGCACACUGACGAUGCUUUCAAACGUGGAUCUGAUUCCUUGCUGGAGUCGAAGCUCAAAGGACAAAUGUUAAAGCCUCGAUCUCUCCAGAAUCGUGCACAAUCACUUGAUUUGACAUAUUCGUUAUCCCGCAUAAAUGAGGCAUCGAGUCGACUUCCUCCUCCUGAUUCCCCGGCGACGUCAACAGGAGGGACAGGUGGCAACUCCAGUCCAACGUCAGCGACCGCACCAUCAUUUCCUAGUGUUUAUGUUCCAUCGAGGCCGUCUCGUGCAGGUCGUUCGCGAGACGACGAAUCUGUUGAUGAGGUGUCGAGAGUGAUCUCUAGUUUACGAUUAUGACUUAGGAGUGGUAUGCUGAUAAAGUGAAGAACCAUUUGAUAGUUUAUCAUGACUUCGAUGAUCAAUAUCUAGUGCAUUACACAUAUAUCUUCAACUUCUUGAAUCCUAUAUAUAUCGACAAAAGGAUCUUCACCUUGGAAGAAAAGUAGAAUAUUCAUUCAUCUACAGUUG